AUGGACUCCUUUCUAAGCCUCUUCGAUCCCAAUCAACCCGAUGAUGGUUUCGAUGAAGAACCAGACAUACGAAAUAAUAACAUUUCUUCUUCCGGCUAUUCAUCACAAAGUGGCCAACAAAGUACCAAUUCCACAUCGGGCAGUGGCAGCAGUAGCAGUGACAGUGAAUUAGAUGGCAAAAACAAUAAAAUCAUAAUUGAUUUUGAUCAGGGAAUGCUGCCGCCCGAACCUCAACUGGGCAAUAUUGAAUACAAACUGAAGCUAAUAAAUCCCUCGAAACAGCGUUUUGAACAUUUGGUAACGCAAAUGAAAUGGCGGCUACGCGAAGGCCACGGUGAGGCGAUCUAUGAAAUUGGUGUCUCCGAUUCGGGACAUUUGCACGGCCUCAAUGAGAAAGACAUGAACGCCUCUUUGUGUACACUAAAACAAAUGGCCCAUAAAUUGGGUGCCAGCACUUCGGUACUGCGACGGAAAUAUGUGGCAGGACGCAGAUCGGUGGCUGAGGUAUUGGUACGAAAAAUACCCGAUGAUCAACACAACAUUGAGGUACGUGUAGCGGUAUUGGGUGGUGCUGAUGCUGGUAAAUCAACACUACUCGGCGUACUUACACAGGGUGAAUUCGACAAUGGACGGGGGCGAGCGCGUCUGAAUAUGUUCCGACACAUGCAUGAAAUACAAUCGGGACGCACCUCAUGUAUAUCUCACGAAACCCUGGGUUUCGAUACCCAGGGUAAUAUCAUCAACUAUAAAUACAAUGAAAUGAUGACGGCCGAAGAGAUCAGUGAUCGCUCAACAAAAUUGGUAACCUUCAUGGAUUUGGCUGGACAUCGGCGGUACAUGCGUACAACAGUACAAGCCCUAUCGGGCUACUCACCCCAUUAUGCCAUGCUAGUUGUCUCUGCAGGUGGUGGCUUCAAUGGUACCAGCCAGGAACAUUUGUCUAUAGUGCGUGCCCUUGAUAUGCCCUUCUUUGUUGUUAUCACCAAAACUGAUAUUACAUCGCCCGACCAGACAAUACAGGAACUCAAGAAUCUACUAACAAACAUUGGCUGCCGCAAGGUACCCUUCGUUGUCACCAAUACCGAUGAAGUUAUUUCAGCUGGCUCAAAUCAAUUAUCCGAAAAUAUUGUACCGAUAUUUUGUGUCUCGAAUGUAACCGGCUCUGGAUUAAAUCUAGUUACACGAUUCCUCUACGUUCUCUCGCCCAGUGUUAGUAAUUCGGAAAAGGAACGUUUGGAACAGGAAUCAUGUGAAUUUCACAUAGAUGAAAUAUUUCGAGUGUCGGAGGUGGGUCCUGUAGUCGGUGGUCUAUUGGUUAAGGGGGUACUAACCGAAAAUAUGUCGAUGAAAAUUGGUCCAUUGCCAUGUGGUAGUUUUCAUUCGGUUACCGUACACACAAUACAUCGUAAUAAGGCACCAUGUCGUGUGGUAAGAGCGGGACAGAGUGCUUCGCUGUCAUUUACACCAAAUCAACAGUUGCCGGCGCUAAGGAGUGGCAUGGUGCUGUUGGCCGACACAGGAAAUCCCGAUGAUGAACCAUAUGGAACGUUGUUCUUUCAGGCCAAAGUAUCGGUAUUAUUUCAUGCUACAGCUAUAUAUGUUGGAUUCCAGACUACCGUACACAUUGGUAGUAUAAGACAAACGGCCAUAAUACGUGGCAUUAUGGGAGGUGAGAAAAUCGGCACAAAUGACAGUGCAUCAGUAAUGUUUCAAUUUGUUGGACAUCCGGAAUAUGUACGGCCCGGUAUGCGAGUAUUGUUUCGUGAGGGCUCGAAUAAAGGUAUAGGUGUGGUGACACAAGUAUUUCCCCUAAAUAAGACGCUAAAUAAUUGUUAAGCUACCAAAAAGCCGAAAUCCGUUGCCGUUAAUCAUUUAA
Molecule: messenger RNA, 1876 nt
Organism: Musca vetustissima
Lineage: Eukaryota; Metazoa; Arthropoda; Insecta; Diptera; Muscidae
Product: GTP-binding protein 2
Exons: 2
Coding region: 1-1836 (611 amino acids)
Biological process (GO): translational elongation
Molecular function (GO): GTP binding; GTPase activity; translation elongation factor activity
Source: RefSeq, a predicted model, not a curated record